This is a messenger RNA of Aureobasidium uvarum, 660 nucleotides long. Lineage: Eukaryota; Fungi; Ascomycota; Dothideomycetes; Dothideales; Saccotheciaceae. The record is from the annotation of a GenBank genome assembly.
AUGGAGGUGUUGUUCAACUUUAUGCAAUGGGUGUCUUCGUUCUCUCACAUUGAUGAAGAAUCUGGUAGCAAGAUGGACGUUCACAAUCUUGCUACUGUGAUGGCACCCAACAUCCUGCACUUGGGCAAGCGCGACGUACCGUUGGAUGAUAACUUGCUCGCUAUUGAGGCGGUGCACUCGCUCAUAGAAUUCAAUGAGUACAUGUGCGAGGUAAGUGCUCCGUUGACGUCUCAUUCACUGAACAAUGAAAGGCUAACAUUAUCUGUCCAGGUACCGGAAGACCUAGCUCUCAUCCUCAACGACUCGACGCUAUUCUCGGCCAGCGCCGACAUCACGACCAAGGAAAUCUUGAAACGAUAUGGCGAUCGGACAAAGGGGCCUUCAAGUACACCAGGAGAUGUAGCACCCNCGCCGCAAUCCACGACACCAAAGUCCCGUGAAAGCAGAGGUAGUGCGCCUGUUGUCACUCGUGUUGACACAGACGCCGAACAGGCCAACGCAUGGGGCAACGAAGCCAGUGUUCGUCAUGUGGCAGCGGAUAUGCCACCACAACCGCCCUUUGCCAUGCAUCCAAACAAGUCUUCCGAAAGCCAAGGCAGUCCCACCAGGAAUGGCAACCGCAACAGUGGAUACACUCCAAGGCCCAUGGGUGUGACAUAA